Messenger RNA from Danio aesculapii, 5331 nucleotides. RefSeq names its product nudix (nucleoside diphosphate linked moiety X)-type motif 3b (gene nudt3b). Gene Ontology annotation, molecular function: bis(5'-adenosyl)-pentaphosphatase activity; endopolyphosphatase activity; bis(5'-adenosyl)-hexaphosphatase activity. Gene Ontology annotation, biological process: diadenosine pentaphosphate catabolic process; diadenosine hexaphosphate catabolic process; adenosine 5'-(hexahydrogen pentaphosphate) catabolic process. Bases 160 to 699 code for a protein of 179 amino acids. The transcript has 5 exons. Lineage: Eukaryota; Metazoa; Chordata; Actinopteri; Cypriniformes; Danionidae. The record is from RefSeq and is a predicted model, not a curated record. Gene Ontology annotation, cellular component: nucleus; cytoplasm.
CACAUCCCGUAGUAGCGGUUUUGGAUAAUGGCGUCUGUCUCAGAGAUGCGCUCGGUUUUGGGAAAAUGAAGCGCAGAAGAGCUCAUUUCCAGUAAUUCACGCGGCGUUUCCAUUCACGGACUUUGCCUCAGUUCAGGUUCAGAUCUCAGUCUUGACGAAAUGAUGAAGCUUAAGUCAAACCAGACGCGCACAUAUGAUGGAGACGGGUACAAGAAGCGGGCCGCCUGCCUGUGCUUCAGGAACGACACCGAACAGGAGGUGUUACUGGUGAGCAGCAGCAGACAUCCAGACAAAUGGAUCGUACCCGGAGGAGGAAUGGAGCCUGAAGAAGAGCCCAACGUCGCUGCUGCCCGAGAAGUCUGUGAAGAGGCUGGAGUCAAGGGCACUUUAGGAAGACUAGUAGGAAUAUUUGAGAAUCGAGAUAGGAAACAUAGAACGUAUGUCUACGUUCUUAUCGUAAACGAAGUUCUGGAAGAUUGGGAGGAUUCGGUGAACAUUGGGAGAAAAAGGGAAUGGUUCAAAAUCGACGAUGCCAUACAAGUGCUGGAGUGUCACAAACCAGUACAGGCCUCUUACUUCGCGGCUCUACAGGAAGGCUGUCUGAACAGUAACGGGACGCCCCUGGUGGCCACGAUAGGCGGAGGAGACCUGUCACCCACCUACAGCAUUAAUCAGAGCUCCGUCUCUGACAUGAGAUAACUAACGCAAAACACAGACACUCCGGAUGCUUCCACCACUCUUUCUCUUACUUUCAUUACUUUAUUCUGAUUUCAAUUUAUUUUUCUUUCUCACAAAAAAAAAAUCAAAGAAAAAGAAACAAUGGUUUGCCAAGGCUUUUUGAGCGCCGAGAAGGUGGCACAAACAUCAAGUGUCGGUGGAAUAUUCGAUGCGUUUUGUAAGUGUGAUACUUUUGCGCUUUUUUUUUUCGUCCCUUAUUAAAUUCCCCCUAUCAUGCGGACUGUUGCAUGAAUACCCUUUUCGCCCUUUUUAGUGCCCUCUCUGUGGCUCAUGUGUGAGAUUAAACGAAUGCAAGAACUACUUUUUACUGUUGUGAGGUGUACAAUAUACACAUGGUGCGUCAGCAUGUGGCUUUCAGUAUUUUUACAGAUUCGAUUUCCUCUGCGUGCGUAUGUGUGAACGCAUUUUUCGUUAGUUCUCUUUCUGCGGGUUGUGAGAGGAAACGUCUGAAUGGUGGAACUGUGAUCGUUUUGCAUGAACACUGGUAUUUAUUUGUGUUAUGAGGAGUUUGUGUGAUGCGAUGAAUGUUUAACCUGUACUUGGUGUUAAAUCGUUGCUCUUAGCUUACCCCUUUUUUUUCUUCUCUAUUUUCUGGUCAUCUUGUAAAUAACUUUUGAGCCUCUAAAAAACAUCUUUAAUUUAUACUAGUACCUGAUUAGACUGGAGCGUAAUUCUUUUAAUCCAGAACCCUUUAUUUCUGAUGUGUGAAGGAUUUUUGUAUUUAACAUUACAAACUUUUAUGCCACUAGCACCAUUUAAUUGCGACAGAAUUGGUUGAACUGCACUUUGUUUAACAGAAUUGUAAAAUCAGAAUGAUCUGAUUUACUUUUUACUACACUGUUUUUUCAGCACAUCAUAUUGAACAGCAAACACGUUUUAGUAUUAAAACACACGUUAUUUUCAUGAUCCAAUCACUUUCAAAUAGGUCUGUUAGAUAGUACAUUUCAAUGAAGGAAAAUCGAUUGUGUAAACUCGGUCCUGUCCUGAAAAGUUUAGUUCUGACUCCUGUUAAACACAUCUGCUCAGCUAAUUAAAGUCUUAUUAGUCAUACUAGAAGCCUCCAGUUGGCAUGUUUAGGAAAGUUGGAGCUAAACUCUGCAGGACAGUUUGGAAGCUGUUGCUUUAAAGGGAUAGUUCACCCAAAAAUUGUGUUUUUAAAUAAAUGCACUAGGGUUGGGUUGGUGCCAUCGUCUAUCGCUGAUAGACAUCACGAUACUGAGCCGGCAUCGCGAUCCUCCGCCCCUGUCGCAGCAGCAACCCACUCUCGAAAAACACACUUUGGCUGUGUCCGAAACUGCCUACUACUCAGUAGGUACUGCAUUUGAAUUGAAACGUACUACUCGGCUGUUAGAAAAGUACGUUCUAUGAAGUAUGAUUGGAAUUCGGACGUACUACAUCUGCCAUUUUGUCACAGUCAUGUGACCUACCUGUGUCAUCUGCAUCGCUUUACUCCCAUUCAUGAAUUCGCUCGCGGGGCAUCAUGGGAUAGCGCAGCAUGCAUGGGAUGCGCACUUCAGAAUCUCGCCGGAAGUAGUAAGUCAUCCGGAUUUUCGAAUUCUAUGAAUUCGGACAUACUACUCGGCUCGCGUACUGUAUAGCAUGGAAGUAUGCGGUUUCGGACGCAGCCUUAGGCCCAAUUUACACAAAUACGUCUUAGUUUUAAAAUGGCAUUUUAGAACAAAAAUGAUCUAAAUCCACACUGGCGUUUCAUCUAGCAUUUCUGAAAAACUCUCCAUCCACACUAUACUGCUGAAAAUGCACAUCACGUGACCAUACACACACGCGCAAAUGAGCUUGUGUCUGAGCUCCAGGCAGUCAGCGGGUGCUUUGAGCACAAAACCUCAGAGAGCAGUGCGCGUCGUACAGUUUAUCAAGGAUGUACCACUGGAUCUCGUCUCACUAUAGUUGUUAAACUUGAUAUUUAAUUAAUCUUGUCUCUAUCUGACGACUCUUCUGUCUUUUGAAUCUAUCAGGUAACAUGUCACAGCGUCAGUACACUGCUUCAGUCUUUCGCUUUUACACUUGUACUUAGUCAUUUAAGUGAAAACUUCAGAUACUGUUGGUUGGUUCCUGUUGGUUGUGCACCUAUUUACCAACCAAGUUUGUUGACGCCAUUAUAACGACACAGAUCACUCUGCCGAGUCCUGCGGAAAAAGUGAUUGACAGGUGGUAAUUUGUGUGUAACUUUAUUUAUUUAGGAUUUGGUUAUGGGUAAAACGAAGACCAUGCGGGUCAGGUGGUUGAAACAGUAGGCUACAAAUAAUUAAUUUGUUAUGAAUUAAUUAAUUAUUCAUGAAUAAUAAAUUCACCGCUGCCUACGACGACGAUACCAUCAGCCAUCGAAAUGUGUCACAUUAGACAUCGUACAAUGCCAAAUUGGUCGACAUCACCCAACCCUAAAAUGUACUCACACUCAUGCCAUCCAUGAUAUAGGUGACUUUUUUGCUUCAAUAGAGCAUUAAAGAAAAUUUGUAGCUAAAACUCUGGUCAUUGGCGAUUCAUAUAAUGCAAGUCAAGAGCAAGUUUUUGGAGUGUACAUCUUGGGUGUCUUUAAGGUUGAGUACAUUAACAACAGUUUCUCCCUUUUGGAUAAUAUUCACAAGUGGUUCUAAACCUUUAUCAAUUCCUUUUUUUCCCCGUAGAACACAAAGGAAAAUAUUCUGAAGAAUGUUGGAAACUAUCGACAUCCAUAGUAGAAACCAAAAUAAAUUCAAGAUCUGUGGAAGUCAAUAGCUGAUUUUUUCCCAACAUUCUUCAGUGUAUCUUCCUUUGUGUACAACAGAGGAAACUCAAACAGGUUUGCAACCAGUGGAGGAUGAAGAAACGAUGACUGACUUUUCAAUUUUGGGUGAACCGUCUUUUUAAGUGCCACAACAUAUAGGGUGGACAAUGAAAUCACAAACUAGAAGGCUGUCUUCAAAUUUCACCAGGAUUUCUCUUUUUACCAAUCCUCAUAAACCACAAGAAAUCAAAAUGGACCUUCUUUACUUUCUUAAUGUGUUUAAUAAUUGAGCAUAGAUAAUUUCAGUUAAGUUAUUAUUAUAAAGUUAUAUCAAUGAGCAUUUGAUCGUGGAUCAAAUUAAGCCAUUUCUUGAGCAAUACGCAGAAAAGUCAUAACAUUAAGAAAGUAAAAUGGUUUCCAUGCUCAUUUUAGCCAUUAGCUGAUGUUUACAUUUUGUUAAUGCCAUAAUGGCGCUCUAAUAACACUUAGAGAUGUUUAUAUACUAUAUUAUUCGUUUGUUAUUGAAUGAAAUGUCCACAAAACUCGCAUUCGCAGUUUUCAUAUCACGUUUUAAUGAUCAUUUUGAUCAAUCUUCUGUAAGCCCUCAGACUUCCCCAUUCACAUUCUCAUGAUCAAGGCCUUCAUUUUGGACUUCAGCUUAAACUAAUGACGUUUUUAACCUCUCCCCCAUAGCUAUUAACCCUGGACGUUGAAAGAUUUAGAUCAAGAAGUAGUACAGAUCAGGUUUUAGCAUGCAUUUCCUCUUAUGAAAUGUCCGAUACAUCUUCGAAGCCGAACUGCACGCUCUGAAAGCAGCGUUUGGCACAAUACUGUGAAUCCUGAGCCACUGUAGUUAGCCAGAUGUAUUGGUGUCUUGUACAGAUCAAAGGCGAAUGGUUAAAUUCAAUGUAUAGGUAUGGUACAUGUGAGAUCGGCUGUCUUAUUUCCUCAAGACUCGACUUUUUUGUUGCUCCUCUGGGAGAUUUAAGUGCAUUUAAGAUCUUUAUAAAGUAUGUUUGUGAUGCUUUUUACGGUUAGUCUGACUGCAGAGUAAUGGUGAACUCAAGAUCAAGUUCAUUGGUGAUUUAUGUUUACAUGACUUUGAUUAACACCUAUCAACACUAAUGUCAUCGAUCUGAUUGCAAGUCUCUCUUUCACUUCUAGUGUAGCAUGUAAUCGCUAAUCUGAAUUGUUUUCUUGACUGAUAUGUGAUGACGGCUAUACUGAUGUAUUCUCUGUUUUACAAUGGCACAGCAGCAGCAUAUGAACUAUUCAAUGGCUGCACUUAUGUGGUUAUGUAAGCCAGUGUUUCCCAAGACUGUUCCUAAAGGCACACCAACAGUACACAUUUUCAACCUCUUCCAAAUCAAACCUGAAUCAAAUCAUCGUAAACCAUUGAAAUGAAUUAGGGAGAUCAGAUUAGGGAGACAUCCAAAAUAUAUACUGUUGGUGUGCCUUUAGGAACAGGCUUGGGAAACGCUGAUGUAACCAAUAGCAUUGUUGUGAAUGAUUCUCGAAGCACAGUCAUACUAUGGAAACAAAAACCAAGGAUGUGAAAUCAAAACUGCUGCAUCUGAUUUAUAUAAAAUCAUGUGAAAUACCCAUAUCCUUGACGGACAUCUCGCAGAAAGCACCUUAAAUUUCGCCCUGCUUGUGACUCUGAAUGUAAACUUUAGUAGAUCACGUUUUAUUUGGCCGCAUUUUAAAACAGUUCAUCCUUGUAUACGUGUUGUAAUUGGUUUCAAUGGGAUUCUGGAAUUCUGUACUUUUCACUGGAAUAUUUUGCUCUUUCAUUUUGGGAUUGUGAAAUCAACCAGUUUGAGAAUGUAAUAUAAAUGUGCCAACUAAUAAACACCAGUAUUUCACUUAAA